This is a messenger RNA of Aspergillus thermomutatus, 1515 nucleotides long. RefSeq lists its product as uncharacterized. Gene Ontology annotation, molecular function: NAD+ binding. The record is from RefSeq and is a predicted model, not a curated record. The transcript has 3 exons. Bases 1 to 1515 code for a protein of 504 amino acids. Lineage: Eukaryota; Fungi; Ascomycota; Eurotiomycetes; Eurotiales; Aspergillaceae.
AUGACAGAUAUCGAAAACAUUGCCAACCUCAUCAAAACCGGCCAGGCCCCCCGGAUCGUUGUGCUUGUCGGCGCAGGCAUCUCCGCUGCGGCCGGCAUCCCUGACUUCAGAUCGCCCGAGACUGGCAUUUAUGACCGACUCAAACCCCUUAAGUUGCCCUACCCCGAAGCCAUCUUCCACACCAGCUACUUCAAGCACACCCCCGAGCCCUUCUACGCCAUCGCGCGUGCCAGACACCCGCGCUCCCUCAAACCGACCAUCACCCAUGCGUUUCUCGCUCUUCUGGCGAAGAAGAACCUCCUCCAUUUCCUGUUUACACAGAACAUAGACGGGCUAGAGCAGGAUGUCGGUGUCCCAGAGGACAAGAUCCUCAAUGCACACGGGAGCUGGCGGACACAGCGCUGCUGGAAGUGCGAAACUCCCUAUCCGGAUGAUUUGAUGAAACAAGCGAUCAAUACAGGCAAUGUCCCGUAUUGUCAAGUCCCUGACUGCGGGGGAGCUGUUAAGCCCGACGUGGUGUUCUUCGGACAGCCUCUUCCUGCGGAAUUUGCAGAAAAGAAGACGAAAGUCCCCGAGGCGGAUUUGAUGCUCGUCAUGGGGACGAGUUUAAAGGUCGCUCCGUGCUCGGAACUGCCGCGUUUGGUUCGGGAAGGCGUUCCACGGGUGCUGAUCAAUCGGGAGACGGCAGGAAACUUGGGAAUGCGGCCGGAAGAUGUGUGCAUUUUGGGCGAUUGCGAUGAUGGGGUGCGCAAACUGGCGGAUGCCCUUGGUUGGACCGAGGAGAUGGAGUCGUUAUGGAAGGAGGCCAUUGCGGCCAAAGACGCAGUGCAGGAGGAUUGGGGAGACGAGGAGAGACUGGAAGAGUUGAUCGAUAAGUACGCGAAAACGCUGACGGAUGCCAGGAUGAUUUCUGAUGGCCAUAAGCGGAUGUUGGAGAACCACUUGGGGAAGAAGUUUGCCGAUGUCCUGAACAGGACUCGCCUGGGUCCUGCCAUUCAGCGCAGCUCGUCGGAUGCCCGCCCAGUUGUCCUGAUGACAUGCGGAGUGGCAGGAUCUGGAAAGUCCACUCUCGCGAAAUCGAUCUGCUCUGCCUAUCCGUCUUUCACACGUCUCUCCAUUGACACAUAUAUCUACACUCACCAUGGCCUUUACAACGUGGACUAUCCCGAAAAACACUACGAGAAGUAUCAAACCGAGGCGGAAGCAGCUUUGAAGCGGCAACUUGUCCAUAUUCUCGAACAUGGCGAUGCAAACGUCGUCCUCGAUUUCUCCUUCGCAUUUCGCGAAGUUCGUGAUGAGUGGAAAGUGCUCAUCUCCGAAUCGGGCGGGCGCUGGGUGCUGGUUUAUCUGAACGUGGAUCCAACGGAGAUUCGACGAAGAGUAGCAGCUAGGAACGCAGUGGUUGAGAAAGAUGGAGACUCGGCAUUUUGCCUCACGGAGGAUGUGCUGGAACGGUAUCUUAGAGGAUUUGAACGUCCGGUUGGGGAGGGGGAGAUUGUCGUCAACGUGGAUUGA